AUGGUGCUUGACAAUCAUUUUCGGCCAGCACGAGACUUUCUGGAUCAGUUGACGGGAGUUCAGAACACAGUUGAGUUUCUGGUCCUUCUUGCGAUAAUCGUCAUGACGCAUCAGUGGAUGACCACACCGUCACCGGUGCAACCUCCCCAGGAAGAGGAAGAACCAGAUCCACCGCGCAACUUUACCAUGGAACAACUCAAAUACUUCGACGGGACCAAAGACGAGAAAAGCGACGAGGACAAGCCCGUGUAUCUGUCCGUCAAUGGACAAGUAUUCGACGUGACGGAUGGGAAAGAUUUUUACGGCCCGGAUGGGCCCUACUCUAAUUUUGCGGGACACGAAUGCGGGGUGGCAUUGGCUAAAAUGAGUUUUGAUACCGAGCAUUUGGACGAUCUGGAAGGAUGUGCCGCUCUACCGCCCAGUGAAAAGUGCGAGUUGGAAGGAUGGAUUGAGAAAUUCACCUAUUAUCGACCGUAUCCCAUCAAAGGUCGAUUGGUUCCCGAUGCGGUAUUGAAACCUUUGGCGGAUCGAGAAUUGAGCAAGGAAGAAUUGGCCAAGCACAAUGGAUCUCAAGAGACGAAAAUUCCAGAGGGAUAUGCCACGGCACCAAUCUACUUGGGAGCAGGAGACAAAGUGUACGAUGUUUCCUUUGGAGGAGUGACAUUUUAUGGUCCCGAGGGAGGCUACCAUCGUUUUGCCGGAAAGGAUGCCUCACGGGCACUGGCCAAAAUGAGUUUUGAACCCGAGGACGUUGAAAACACCAGUAUCGAUGAUUUGGAAGACAAACAGAAAAAGAUUUUGGACGAUUGGAUCGCAACAUUCGGCGUAAAGAAAAAGUAUCCUGUGGUUGGAAAAUUGAAGAAAUAA
Seminavis robusta is the source of this 867-nucleotide messenger RNA. The record is from the annotation of a GenBank genome assembly. Lineage: Eukaryota; Bacillariophyta; Bacillariophyceae; Naviculales; Naviculaceae.